Cryptotermes secundus is the source of this 1574-nucleotide messenger RNA. Its product is annotated as neuropeptide F receptor. The transcript is spliced from 6 exons. The record is from RefSeq and is a predicted model, not a curated record. Lineage: Eukaryota; Metazoa; Arthropoda; Insecta; Blattodea; Kalotermitidae. Gene Ontology annotation, molecular function: neuropeptide Y receptor activity. Gene Ontology annotation, biological process: G protein-coupled receptor signaling pathway. The coding region runs from base 198 to 1574 and encodes 458 amino acids. Gene Ontology annotation, cellular component: membrane.
AUCAAUAUGAAACAUAUAUAUUUUGAAUUAUACAGCGAAAAACAGUAAAAUCUAACAAAAUGUAAUAGCAUAUGUGUACAAGAAUUAUCUAACAAUUUCAUGUGGAAAUUUUACUUUAAAUUUAUAUAAGGAAAUAAAGUCAAAAUUAGAAGCCCUUAUGGACAAUUAUAAAGAAUGUCAAGUGACCCAGAACUGCAAUGAGUUAUGAUGUUUCGUCCUCCUCUUGUGAGGAUCUGCAUGAAGCGUCUACUAGAGCGGAAAUUCAGAGAUUACUCCUAAUGGAUGACCGAAUUCAGUCACUUACGCCCGAUUCGAACUCGCAUUUCAAUACAUCGCUGCAGCAGUUUCCGCUGUUCAACUUCAGUCUCGACGAAGCUCUGCGGAUCUUGCUGAGUGAAAGACAGCGGGAAGAUAGGGACUUGGGCGGCCAUGCUGAAGUAGCCUUGAUCAUAGUGUAUGCCGUGUUAAUGGUGGCAGGACUGGUGACUAAUCUGCUUGUGAGUUUCGUGGUGGCAAGGAGGACGCAAAUGCAUACUGCACGGAACCUGUACAUUGUAAACCUCACGAUUUCGGACAUUACGCUGUGUGUCAUCUGUAUGCCUUCUACACUCGUUGCCAUACUCAGAAGGCAGUGGACCCUCGGAUCAGCUCUCUGCAAGCUCGUUCCAGCACUGCAAGGCACCAACAUCAUGGUGUCUGUUGGCACCAUAACAGUGAUCGCUCUUGAUCGAUACCUGACGAUCGUGCGCCACUCUGGCAGGGACGGCACGCCCCGAACCAGACGCCGUGUGGUGCUCAGCAUCGCUCUUAUCUGGCUGCUGGCUGCUGCCGUAACAGCUCCGGUCUGCUACUUCCAGGUUGUUGAGGCAGUGACGUUUCAACGCGUCGUGCUGUACGAGGCGUGCAUUGAGAGGUGGCCGUCGCGGAGGGCGCGUCUUUUCUAUGCAGUCUGUCUCCUCUUGCUUCAAUCUGUCAUCCCGGCGCUUGUUGUGGCGACGGUCCACGCUCGAAUAGCUUCGUACUUACACGCCCAUGCGACGACCCAGAGAGACUCUCGCAGAGCGAGGAAGGAACUUGAGCGCAACCGCAGAACCACUCUCUUGCUGACUGGCGUCGCAGUCCUCUUCGCUGUCAGCUGGCUUCCAUUAGGACUCUUCUCCGUGUUGGUGGAUUUGUUGGUGACCCCCACUGCUCCCACUUCCCCAAGGGGGUUAUACGUAGCACUAGCCACGUGCCACGUCGUAGCCAUGACGUCCGCUGUUUCUAACCCGAUUGUGUACGGAUGGCUCAACUCGAAUAUCAGGCGGGAAUUCCUACAGCUCCUCCCGGCUAGGUGCGCAUGUGCAGCUAAUCGCCAUUCUUCCAACGAGCGGGCUAAAGCCACAACCAUAGGUGUCGCCACUGAAGACGUGACGACAAGAACACAACUGAACCAUUUCAGCGUGGCGCCUCUGAACAAUGGACCGGUCGGCAUGCAGCAAACAACAGCGGCUGAAAGCAUGGCUCUGCUAACUACAGCAAGCAACAAAGAUUCACAGAAUCUCCAGGAGACUGGCGAGGUGUCCGUCCUUUAG